AUGACACCUUCUACGUGGAAUUUAAUUCUCUCUGAUGUAAACAAGACUGAUUGCUCGAAUGUAGUCAUGAAGAAGGUCCGCAGAGCCGCUGACAUAGGCCAUAUACCAUCUGUAGUGAUGAACGAUAUACUUGCACGUGUUCUACCUGAUGACGGCAAGUCAGAUGUUGUGAAGAAAGUUUCUAAAGCGGUACAGAAAAGAAAACUUUCUAAAGGCGUAAUACAUGAUAUAACCAAUUGUUACUUGCGACUGCGAGGUGAAGAACCAAUCGUGGAGAAAGUUAAAACAGCAAUUGAAAUGGGUGAAAUGUCACCUUCUCUUGAAACAACCCUAAAAGGAUUAGCAAAAAAUGACACAGAGAAAAUCUGUAGUAGAAGAUCUAUAUUUAAUAAGAACUAUCGUAAAGGUAGAAGUAAAAUACAUGUGCCUCCUUCCGUUAAGGAAGAGAUGUAUGCAGACUUACUGGCUAGCGAAAAUAAGUCCCAAAUUAUAAAGAAUGUUCGCAAAGGUGCCUCAAAUACUUAA
Molecule: messenger RNA, 525 nt
Organism: Spodoptera littoralis (African cotton leafworm)
Lineage: Eukaryota; Metazoa; Arthropoda; Insecta; Lepidoptera; Noctuidae
Source: the annotation of a GenBank genome assembly